Messenger RNA from Papilio machaon (common yellow swallowtail), 1192 nucleotides. RefSeq names its product protein PRRC1-like. Gene Ontology annotation, biological process: activation of protein kinase A activity. Gene Ontology annotation, molecular function: protein kinase A regulatory subunit binding. Lineage: Eukaryota; Metazoa; Arthropoda; Insecta; Lepidoptera; Papilionidae. Bases 32 to 1123 code for a protein of 363 amino acids. The transcript has 10 exons. Gene Ontology annotation, cellular component: cytoplasm. The record is from RefSeq and is a predicted model, not a curated record.
CUCACAUAAUAAUAUAUUAGCUGGCUAUAGAAUGAGUGCUUCAGACAACAAAAAGAAAUCCAUACCCGUAGCGCCUGUGCCACCAGCAGGUGUCCCUGUCAAUCUAUUAUCAAGCGUAGCUCCUCCUUCAGAACUACCUAACUUUGUUACAGCUUCACCGGUUUUACAGAAGCCAAGUGUCAUUGUACCAGUGUCACAACCAGUGCAGCCUGCUGCAGUUCGGGAUAAUGUAUCAAUGGACUCAUCACAACAGCAGGAGACUUUCAGUCCUGCAAUACCACCAAACAAGGGUGAGCCUACUCUUCCAAUCAGAUCACCCGAGGAUACUCAAGCCACACAGUCUCCUGAAUCAUUACCACCUUCCACACCUGAAAUUGAUAAAAUUGGCGAUAUAAUGCCCGGUAGUGGUCUGCUGACGUGGAUGAAGGGCGCGGUAUCCACUGGUGGUAUACUGCAGCGCGUGGCGGAGAAAGCCAAAAGCUCAGUUGAUACUAUGAUCACAACACUUGAUCCACAAAUGAAGGAGUACUUAAAAAGCGGCGGUGACUUAUACAUAGUUGUAGCAUCAGAUAAAGAAGUCAAAGUAUCACCAAUUAGAGAAGCAUUCCAAACUGUUUUCGGCAAAGCGACUGUAGUUGGUCAGGCGGCACAAAGCGAGGUGACAGCCUCACAGCCGGUGGGUUACGCUGCGGCGUACGCAGCGGCCAAGCAACGUGUUGCCCAUGUGCGCUCCACUUGCUCACAUCUCACCAACAAUGUGCCUGUCAUCGCUAUAGAGAGCUAUCUGCAGGAGACUGUCAGUGACAGAUGGUACGAGAUAUCGCUGGUGUUGCUGUCCCAGCCGUCCCUGGGCAUAGAGCUGCAGCUGCAGAGUCAGAGCACGCCGGUGCCGGGCGCGGCUGUGGCAGCGCUGGCCGCCGCCACGCCCGCAGACUACGCGCACGCGCAGACCGGAUACGCCCUCACUAUAGGAUCUCUCAUGGCUGACAGCUUACAUGUGCCUCAUACAGAGUGGCAGGAGGCGACAACAGGUGUUAGUAGAAGAGAAAUCCUUUCCUUAGCGGCGCGAUCUCUCGCGGGUUCUUAUAAGAAAUUACUCGCAAUAUCCGCCGCCGAGACUUAAAAUGUACGGAACGCUACUGGAAUUAUAGAUCUAAUCUAAUACAAAAUUUAUUAUUACUUAUGAGGAAAG